ACCUUUGAUCCUGAGUGUUUUCAGAAAACACGAACGCAUGUGGUUCUACUUUCAGUGACAGAAACUAUUUCAGCGAGUUUCAGUUGUUUUUUUCCACCGUGACUUCUCGCUGCUGUUCAAACACAUAUUCUGCUUCAGAAAUACGAAAACUUUCUCUCCUCUUUCUUUCAAGCUGGCGGAAGAAGCUGCAGUCCACCGUUUAUAAUGUCUCAGGCCACCAAACGCAAACACGUUGUGAAGGAGGUUCUUGGAGACUUUGUCACACCCACAGAAAACCAGCAGAUUGUGAAGGUAACUGGUAGUCGUGGCAACAACCUCCAUGAAACUGUCACAGCUCAGGGCGACACCUUCCUGGUGAGCAUGCCCACCAAGUUCCGCAAGAACAUCUGGAUCAAAAGAGGCGACUAUGUGAUUGUGGAUCCUAUAGAGGAAGGAGAGAAGGUGAAGGCAGAGAUCAGCGUUAUUCUCUACAAAGAUCACAUUCAAUACUUGCAGAAGCAGCAGCUCUGGCCGGAGGGCUUCAUGGAGGACCAGUCAGCACAGGACAAGUCAAACAAACAGCAGGAGAAGGAGGAAGAGAUGGAGGAGAAAGACGAGGAGGACGAGGUCAGCGACUCUGAAGACGACGAGAGUGACCUCUUUGUAAACACCAACCGCUGUAACUACGAGUACAGCGAGAGCGAGGAGGAGGAGGAGGACAGUGAGGAAGAGGACGAGGAGAACAGGACAGGAAAUGGUUCAUAGCUGCAGCACUGAGCAUGAGAACGGACGAUUUAGAUUUAUGAAGAUCAGUGGCUCUGCUCAUCACGGACUGACAAGAUGGUGAUUUGAAAAGAUCCUCAUGCUGCAGCUUCUUCUGCAGCUCGACGGCUUGUCGGAGGCCUUCAAUGGCCGAGCUCGUUCAACCGACUUAGUCAUUCCUGCUUGUAAAAUUUAAUCUGGAAUGUGAAAAUGGAGCUGAAAUUUGUCAACAAUCCACACUGGAUACAUUCCUGCUGGCUUCAGUUUUCAUUGUGACAACUUCUCACAAACUUAUCCUCAUAUACAAACAGCAGUACGUUUACCAGAAUAUUAUACAACCAGGAUGCACACAACAUUUAUUUAUCCUCCAUAAUACAAAAUAAAUCAGUUACAAACUCCCCCAAAAACGCAUUUUAGUGACGUUUAUCAUAAGGCAGCAGCAUUCAUUCACUGCUUCAUUCUGUCACUGAGUCAUCCAGAUUGUUCUGAUUUUCAAAUGAAGGCUUUGAUGAUUCCAAAGAUCCUGCCUUAAAGUUCCAGUUUCAGCUGACUUUCUGUUAGUUAUAUUGUCACCAUGGCUGCUGUUUUAUUGACAUUUCCUGCCAAGUUACAGAUUUAGGUUCGAUUAAAGUUUUGGAACAAAUGAA
Molecule: messenger RNA, 1388 nt
Organism: Amphiprion ocellaris (clown anemonefish)
Lineage: Eukaryota; Metazoa; Chordata; Actinopteri; Pomacentridae
Gene: eif1ad
Product: eukaryotic translation initiation factor 1A domain containing
Exons: 5
Coding region: 205-744 (179 amino acids)
Biological process (GO): translational initiation
Cellular component (GO): nucleus
Molecular function (GO): RNA binding; translation initiation factor activity
Source: RefSeq, a predicted model, not a curated record